AUUUUUAUUACCAGAUGAAGUUAAUGUCAAACCAAUCAAGAUGGAAUGUUGUAAGAGAGUUGGAGUUGAAGGUGGCAGACUUCAGCUAGAUUCCUUCGGAAUUGAACUUGAGAUCCCUCCUGGUGCAAUUGACAGCGAAGCGCCGCAGGACUUUUCUCUGAGUGUCCUGACAGAUACUCCUAAUCUUGGCAACAGCAAAGAAGAGAUGUCAGUCUGUUUUGGUGUACAGUGUUUAGCCCCUGAUGACUUAGUCCUGAAGAGACAGGUGACUUACACAAUACCUCACUGUGCUGUGAUUACACGAUACUCAAGUGUGAAGGCAGUCUUGUACACGGGAGAGGGAGAAUACUCACCCGAUGCAGUUGUUAAAGAACGAAUUAUGUUGUCGAGGUCUGGAACACCUAGCUGCAUCAUAACAAAAGAUGUACUCAAACUGAAGAUGAACCACUUUUCAUGGGCGAAGAUUAAGUUGAUGAUCAAGAAUUAUUUCUUCCGAGGAAAGAAGAUGUGCUGUCGGCCAUUUAAAGAAAAGAACUUAGCCCUGCAGAAGACACCUGUCAUCUUACAUGCACACCUCUAUGACGACAUCAAAGGGAAUAGCGAGGUAAAUUAUUGUUGCGGCAGUUGA
Strongylocentrotus purpuratus (purple sea urchin) is the source of this 628-nucleotide messenger RNA. RefSeq names its product netrin receptor UNC5D-like. The coding region runs from base 41 to 628 and encodes 195 amino acids. Gene Ontology annotation, biological process: netrin-activated signaling pathway. Gene Ontology annotation, cellular component: membrane. The transcript is spliced from 2 exons. Lineage: Eukaryota; Metazoa; Echinodermata; Echinoidea; Camarodonta; Strongylocentrotidae. Gene Ontology annotation, molecular function: netrin receptor activity. The record is from RefSeq and is a predicted model, not a curated record.